Messenger RNA from Exophiala xenobiotica, 1044 nucleotides. RefSeq lists its product as uncharacterized. The record is from RefSeq and is a predicted model, not a curated record. The transcript has a single exon. Lineage: Eukaryota; Fungi; Ascomycota; Eurotiomycetes; Chaetothyriales; Herpotrichiellaceae. Gene Ontology annotation, molecular function: tocopherol cyclase activity. The coding region runs from base 1 to 1044 and encodes 347 amino acids.
AUGGACCACUUCGCACCACAUUCCAACGCAACAUUUGAAGGCUACUACUCCAAAUUCAUCCUCCCCUCCGGCUCGUCGCUAUGUCUAAUUGUCUGUUCGGUUCACAAAGCCAACACGCGCCCGCAUAUGGUCUCGUUCACAUAUGUGCCGGCCAAGCAAGACCAGAGGAUCUACCAGCGAGAACUAUUUCCCGAGAAAGGCGGCUUGAGUUUCGAAGCGAGCAGCAACCGUGAUAGUUUUGUGCUCGAUGUCCCGGGCAUUGGGAGUGUCCAUGUCAAUCCCGAUUCUACGACAACCUACGACUUUUCGUGUCCGGAGUUCACGUUUCAUGCAACGACUACGACGAGAACGCCUUGGUCGAGACACGAUGACACGGAGACACCCGAGUCAUGGCUCGUGUAUUUGCCCUUGCCACUGCAUUGGCACGUCCAUUCGCUGGCGUCGAGGUGUGAUUUUGCUCUGAGCAUUCCAGAGCCCGGAGUCAUGGAUCCACGGGACGGACAUGGCGUGGCGACGGUACAUCAGGAGAAAAACUGGGCGAAUAGCUUUCCUAGCGCGCAUAUCUGGAUACAAGCAUACUCGGCAGAGGAAGGGCGUGGGUUCAAUUGUGCUGGUGGGCAGAUUUUGGGCAUGGAAGCCUACCUGCUGGGAUACAGGAAUAGGGAUGCUGAUCUUGAGAUUGACGUUCGACCUCCAUUCGCCGUCAAGGUGCUAGGCAUGUCGCCGUUUAUGAGCGUGGAUGUGGCUUGGGCGUCGAGGUCGUUUAGAUUGUCUGUGCAGGACUUUCGCAAAAGGAUCGAGGUCCACGCCUACGUAGAGCGCGAGGAUUGGGAUACAUUCUUUGGUUUGAGCGCGCCGUUUUCAGACGGUCAUCGGGAGAACUUUCUCGGACAGAGUCUAAGGGCGAAGUUGGAAGUUUCGGUAUACUCGAAGAGCUGGCUUGCUGCGAGCUGGAAUAAAGUGCUCGAUGACCAUUUCGAUGGUGCUGCGCUGGAGUUUGGUGCUGGUUACUAUCCACCGAGAGGUCAGCAUUCAGUACCUUGA